CAAGAGCGGCCGCGUGACGUCAGCAUGGAAAAAAAGAGUAUUGCCAUGGCAACCAAUUUCUUCGUCGCAACCCAUCCUUGCAGCACAGGCACCCUCUUCAACCGAAAAAGGCUACUUCUGACAACAAAAAAAUCGACCCUGACCAUAUAUCCUGUAAUACCAGACCGUGUGAAAAAGGAGGAAAAAAGUGGUGCACAAGUACAACUAAAUGCAGUGACAUCAUCCCGUAUCCCCGCUAACGACAACCAUGAUUAACAUUUUAAAGCAGAAACAGCAAAGCAAGAUAUGUGAGACAAAAUUGGGGAAAGACGGUCUGAGAUGAACUGUGAAUGCUCUGCUGCUUCACAAGGUGUCUGCGCUAAUGCUGUCAGUCUGUAGUGUAUAGCAGGACACGUUUAUUUACCGUUUACUCUGUAUUGGCGUCCCUGGCGUGACAGCUGCACAAACAAAGCCAAUUAAAGGCACCUUUAUCAAAUCUACGUGGAUGAUGACUUUUUGUUUUGUUUUGUUCGAGCUCCAACAGCACGGAGUCAGAGGAACACACACGGACAGACUGUAGGUUGCUGUGGUUCAUGGAUAAUCAGUUCUCUCCUGUGUGAACUUCCCUGCAGUGCAAAUUGCAACCCCUUCCUGUCACACCUCGUCCAUUUCACCUUGACUCUGCACACGUGCCCUCUCAUCUCUCCAUUCCUGCACUUCCCUACCCCAGCACCACCUUUUUGCCAUCUGGUCACUGAGGGAGUUGGGAUGAUGCCAGUCAUGCACACCUUCGUUUCCUAUUUCAACCAGGGCUAAUCAGAGGCGUCUCCAAAACACCCCUCCUCGCCACACACACUUCAGCCGGCGAGAUGGGUGACUGUAGCUGGGUAUGUCUGAGCCCAGCCGAGUUCUCCCAACUUCAGCAAUACAGCGAAUAUUCCUCUAAGAAGCUGAAAGAUGUUUUGGAGGAGUUCCAUGGAAAUGGUGUGCUCUCCAAAUACAACCCAGAGCAGAAGCAAGAUGUUCUCAACCAACCCAUCGACUAUGAAGGCUUCCAGCUCUUCAUGACCACCUACUUAGAGAAUGACAUCCCCGAAGAACUGUGCCAACAUCUCUUCACUUCGUUCAAGAGUAAGACUGGAGCAAGCAGUUCCCCUGAUAUUCCACGUACCGGAGCAGCACUGCUCGAACCCAAGUCAAUUGAUGCAGGUAUCUCAAUUCAGACAGAGGUGGCCUGCGCUCCUAUAACAGGGAUGAAUGGGAAAAGUAUUCUCAGUGCUAUGGCCAGACACACUCCAGAGCACCCAGCUGGUGUGAUGCCAGGAUCAGGUGCCACCACCUCACCAUGUUCGUCCCGCUCCUCCUCACAACGCUCAGGCACAGGGGGUCACACUCCCCAUCGCUCACCCAAACCUUCAGCAGGUAGCAGCUGCAAUGCCUUGGCACCCUCCAAAAGUGCCAACUCCCCUCGACUCUCCCCAGAGCGAAGUCGAUCAGACAAGGGGAUGUCUCUGAGGAAAAGUCCAUCCCCUCAGAAGAGCUCCACUCCAUCCUCGCCACAGAUUGUCUUCCUGAAAGACAUUGUGUGCUACCUCUCUCUGCUGGAGCGAGGGACUCCAGAGGACAAACUAGAGUUCAUGUUCCGGUUGUAUGACACGGAUGGAAAUGGCCUGCUGGACAGCUCAGAGCUGGACCGUAUCAUCAAUCAGAUGGUCCAUGUAGCGGAAUACCUUGAAUGGGACUCAACAGAGCUGAAGCCGAUCUUGAAGGAGAUGAUGGAGGAGAUUGACUAUGACCAUGAUGGAACAGUCACACUAGAAGAGUGGAUCAGAGGAGGAAUGACCACUAUCCCCUUGCUGGUACUACUGGGCAUGGAGACGAAUGUACAAGAAGAUGGGCAGCAUGUAUGGAGACUGAAGCACUUCAACAAGCCAGCAUACUGUAACUACUGUCACACUAUGCUGUUAGGAGUGCGCAAACAAGGCCUUUGCUGCUCACUAUGCAAGUACACAGUCCACGAGCGCUGUGUGUCCAAAGACAUUGCUGCUUGCAUCAGCACUUAUGCCAAGUCCCGCAGACACACCAAUGCUAUGCAGCAUGUAUGGAUGGAGGGCAAUUCUCCAACCAAGUGUGAUCGAUGUCACCGCAGUAUCAAGUACUACCAGGGCCUUACUGGCCUUCAUUGUGUUUGGUGUCAAAUUACUCUCCAUAAUAAGUGUGCAUCUCAUGUGAAGCCAGAUUGUGAUGGUGGAGCACUGAAAGACCACACCCUUUUGCCAUCUUACAUCUGCCCUGUUGUUCUGGACCGUCACUCUGUAGUAAAAAGAGGAGAGGGCGAGUCAUCGCCCAACACCAGUCCUGAUGACUCCAACCAGUGCUUUAAGUUCACUGGAGAUGGUCAAGCACUACAGAUCACCCCUCUUCCUGGAACACAUCCUCUCCUGGUGCUGGUUAAUCCGAAGAGUGGUGGUCGACAGGGAGAAAGGGUAUUGCGGAAGUUCCAGUACCUGCUUAACCCCAGACAGGUUUACAGUCUAGAUCGUGGAGGACCCAUGGUAGGAUUAAACUUUUUCCGUGAUGUGCCUGACUUCCGAGUAUUGGCCUGUGGAGGAGAUGGAACAGUGGGCUGGAUCUUGGAUUGCAUUGAUAAGGCUAAUUUUGCCCGCCACCCUCCUGUCGCCAUCCUACCACUGGGUACUGGGAAUGACUUGGCACGCUGCCUCCGCUGGGGUGGAGGCUAUGAAGGAGGCAAUCUUCUCAAGUUCCUCAGGGACAUUGAGCACAGUAGUGAGGUGGUACUGGACCGCUGGAAUAUUGACAUUUCCCCUGAUGACAAGGAGGAAAAAGGAGACCCUGUGCCAUACAGCAUAGUCAAUAACUACUUCUCCAUUGGAGUGGAUGCAUCAAUAGCUCACCGAUUCCACUUGAUGAGGGAAAAACAUCCUGAAAAGUUCAACAGCAGGAUGAAAAAUAAGCUCUGGUAUUUUGAAUUUGGCACUACUGAGACCAUUUCAGCCACAUGCAAGAAGCUGAAUGAGAGUGUGGAAGUGGAGUGUGAUGGCAUCAUUCUGGACCUCAGCAGCACGUCUCUGGAGGGGAUUGCUGUGCUCAAUAUUCCCAGCAUGCACGGUGGAUCCAACUUGUGGGGAGAGACCAAGAAGAGACGCAACUACAACCGAAUGAGUAAGAAACUACCUGAAAGGAUGUGUGUCAGCACCGUCACUGACGCCAAGGAACUAAAAUUCUGUGUGCAAGAUCUCAGUGACCAGCUGCUUGAGGUGGUGGGCUUAGAAGGGGCCAUAGAGAUGGGUCAGAUCUACACAGGCCUUAAGAGUGCUGGUCGUCGCCUCGCCCAAUGUGCCAGUGUCACCAUCAGGACAUCCAGACUGCUGCCUAUGCAGAUUGAUGGGGAGCCAUGGAUGCAGCCUCCAUGCACGAUACGAAUUACACACAAGAAUCAGGUGCCCAUGCUGAUGGGUCCUCCACAGAAAACCCCCUUCUUCUUCUUCAAGAAGCGCAACAGAAGUCGGGACUAGGCUGACCUUUAACACACACACAAACACACACACACACACACAUAUAUAUAUAUAUAUAUAUAUAUAUAUAUAUAUAUAUAUAUAUAUAUAUAUAUAUCUUCACUAAUCUUAGCCACUGUAUCUGCUGGUGAAGAUGGAGAGGAAAACUAGUACAGAAGUCCAGUUCUUUGAUGAUGGACAAAAAUUAAACCUUUAUCUUGCACGGUCAAAGGACUGUAGUAGCCUAACCAUUAGAGACUUCAGUGACUGAAAAAGCCAACCCAGCAAUUCCUGACCAAUUCCUGUGUGUUUCAAUUUCUGAUAUUCCUACAAUGAGCUGUACAUUUUUAAUCAUUCCUGUCCAGAGCCAGGUUCACCAGACCAUUGACUUUGUAUCAUACUGUGCUCUCUCACUUCCUGUGAGUGGGUUUAUCAGACAAUGCUGAUUUGUAGAGAGUGAAGGGAAAGAAUAUAUGAAGAAUAAACUAGGUGCUCAGGAACAUCUUUAAAAAGAGUGCUAGUGCUAAGGAUGACAAUUUCACAUAUUCACCCAGUUAUGAAAGUUAGAGUGGGUGGGGCACAGCAAAGUGUGGUUCUCAAAGUGUCUACUGAAUUAUAUAUCAGUUCAUGGAGAGUGUUCUCUCAACCACCUCUUUAAGACCCACAACAUGCCACUACUUAAAGAGACAAAACAGUGAGCUCAUCUUUUAUGCAGUGUGUAGUUUAUUGGCUGUGGGCUGAUGAGAAGAGGAAGGCCCUAUCAUUUGCUUCUGACCUAUUUGGUGUCCACCUUCAAACAGCUGAUAUCCAAUGGUAGGCAGUAUCAAUUUAGUAAAAUACAUAGCUUACCAGUAGGUGCAGAUAACAUAGACACUGUUAAGAGGAUACUCUAGGGAGGUAAAACUUGUGUAUAGCAAAAAAGUUUUUUUUUAGCUAUUUAGAAAUCAAGUGGGUGGUCCUUUUCCUAGCCUCAGUUUCUCAUCAGUCUGGGUGUGAACUAUAGGUUGUGUAAACAAGUGUCAGAAAUGAAUCUCUCAGGCCGUGUCUACAAUAUUAAGUAGACAACAUUGGAUUAAAACCAGCCGUAUGGUCCUGCAUGGGUAUCUAACUGACCAUAACCCUAAAAAUAUCACCCUAUUUCAGGCACUAUCUUUCCCAAGAAACACUAUACCUAAAUGCACCAUGAAACCAUCAGCUCGUAAUUUUCAAGUCUGAUGACAGGGUUGUUAAAACACCUAAAUCAUCCAUGUAGGAAAAUAAAUCUAUGUUACUGUGUUUGUGCCAAUGUCUAAUCUUAGAAAAAUAUUCAUGUUCUGAUGGCUGGACACCAUAUAUGCUGUGAAGUAAACUUUUUUUAACCUUUCUUAUAUAGCCGAUGGAAAUGAUAUCAGCGUUAGACUAAAGAUGCCUACCAUCAUGUAUAUGAAUACACAAUAGUUGUAUAUGUCUGAGAAUCUCGUGUGCGCAUGUGUUUUUAUGAUAUACCUUGUAGAGUAAUGUAAUAUAGCUUUAGAGAUUAGUAGUGUUAUCUCACGGGUGACAUGAAGGACUGAUAUAUUGUCCCCGAUAUAGAUAAGCACUCUAUGAUAGUCAGAUAUAUUGGCACUGUGUAGAACCAUGCGCCUAAACGUUAAAUUACUUAAUCUUCUCCAUUUUAGAUCUGGGAUCAUACUAGUUUUUUUGGUCGUUUUUUUUAGUCUGAGAUGAUUUAACUACAAGUUUGACAUUUUUAAGGUAUUUCAGAUCAGCACUGAUUGUAUAGCUGAUGUUUUCAAAACACAAUUCUCCAAAAAGGCAGACUGCUCUGCCUCUGGUUCCCUUUAAUGAACACCAAAUCAAAGAUACAGCAUCGAGGACCAACAAAGUGCACAUUUGUCUAGAUAACUACAGGAUAUGGCUGUGGUAUUUUCAAUCAGCAAAGCUCAAGGCAUUCCACUUAAAAGUAAUAGUGAAUUUCACUAGAACUCCGUUGUCUCCUGUGGUCAUCAGACAGUUGUCUUUAAUGGUCCUCAGGUGCUUAAAGAAUGUUGGUUUGGUUAUGAGUGCAUGUUUACAAUUUCAUUUCAUUUUACAAUUUAGAAUAAUGUUUGUUGUAUAGAUAUUUUAUCUAACGUGACACCACUGCAUGCCUACUGAAGCAAAGAAGACAACGAUGUCUGCUCGAAGAGAGACCAUGUUGAUUGUCACAAAAGUCUGCCACCUUCUCAUGAUUAUAUUCCUAGACUUUUUAUAUUUUUGCUUAAUAUUUGUAGCCUACUGUCUUUAUUCAUUGUGUUUACCCAUAAUAUGUUUGAAACAUGUUCAUGGUAAAAAAAAAAAAAAGCACCAAUGUGGCUGUCCUUUGUUAGGUUCUCUUUGUUAGGAGAAAUGUCUGGCAUUCAGAUAACGUGUCAAGAGGGAACAAAAGUAACAUUCUUCCCAUGGGCAUCCACAUCCCAAAAACAUACCAAUGUCAUGCUAUUUCUAGUAGUUCUGAACAAGAAACACAAAAAAGCAUUUGCCUGAAGUAGAACACAUGCAAUACAAAUUGAAAAUUCAACCAAAAAGUCUUUGAGUUUUUGUACUAUGUUGCAAGAUAAGUCACCCUUUACCACUGUUUGUAUCAUUCUGGCCUUCUCUAAUAUUAAGAGCAUCACCCACUGUGUGUCUUGACAUCACAAAUGUUUUCAGAGUCUUUUGUCAUUAAUAUUUCACAUGCACCCUGAACAUGUAACAUUAUGAUAUAAUCUAAAAGAAAUGCUACUUCUUGUCUGAAAACUUUACACAUGUUAGAAUAUUCUGAUGAAACCCAAUCUCAGAACAAAACACUUUCUUUUAACAGAAACAGAGUAUGCUAUUAAAAUGGCUAGUAUCCUUUCUGCAUUGUUUUUUCCUCAAGGUUUUGACCUUGCUUGUAUAUCUGACGAAGGCCAAGUGCACACAUAUUCUUAAUUGGGGCAGAUAAACAAUAUUUCAUGACACAGAUGCAGCAGAGCCUAUAUUAUCUACAGGUCUGUAUUAACCCAUGUCCUUUGACUUAGUAGGCUUGCUGGAACUCUAUCUAUGUAGUAGCAAGGGUCAAGGGUGCUAUUCAAACCCUGAGCCAUGAACCGAGAUGUGAUUCAAGAGGAAAGAUUGAUUGCUUCUUCUCCUGACCCUUUUAUCGCCUGUCCACUUUAGCACUCAUUCAUUCUAGGCAUCCAUGAUGAUGGACAAAAGAUUUAUUGAAUUAAAGGGCAGGUUGUGAACUGACUUUGGUAUUGUUGAUUGGAAAAGAGCUGCAGAAAUGCACUUAUCCAAUAAUGGCACUCAGUUACUGGUUUUAUCCUCCAUUUAACCUGAUUGAAUUUCAAUUUAAUCAAAGUCACAGCUUUUAUGCUAAUGAUGUGAAUCCCUCUUGGGGAAUACUAUUUAGUUCGGUUAAUGUUAUACUAACAGAACAGAAAGGAUUUCCAAUAUUGUCUUAUGCCAACCUCACUAUGCUUGUUAGCAUAUUUGUUUCAUAUUGUUUCAUAAUUUGACCAAAUACCAAGUAUAUAGAUUAUCUCCAUGGUCAUAUGUCAGAUAGUCUGCAAGGUCAUGUAUCAUGAGAAAACAGAUAUAUUCUCCAGUCCAGUCUGUAAUGUGGAGUUCACCAUUCAUAUAUUUUAUACUCUUCCUCAAGUGCACAUUUAUUUUUAUUAUACAAGGUGACAUAAGUUCAUCGUAAU
Molecule: messenger RNA, 7183 nt
Organism: Hemibagrus wyckioides
Lineage: Eukaryota; Metazoa; Chordata; Actinopteri; Siluriformes; Bagridae
Gene: dgkg
Product: diacylglycerol kinase beta
Exons: 27
Coding region: 849-3515 (888 amino acids)
Biological process (GO): lipid phosphorylation; intracellular signal transduction; diacylglycerol metabolic process
Cellular component (GO): plasma membrane
Molecular function (GO): ATP-dependent diacylglycerol kinase activity; calcium ion binding
Source: RefSeq, a predicted model, not a curated record